UGACGUGCAUACCGCGAAUUCCAUACAUUCCCAAGUCAAAAAAUCAACUCGAUCAAUUCUAUUUUCCAAGUGGAAUUUCACGACAAAAUAAUCCACUUUUCCCCCAAUACUACGUCGCGUGCGUGUCAAUACAGUGCUUAGUCCUCGUUCGUGGUGCGCGUGAGACAAUUGCUGGGUGGGAAAUUAGUGAAAUUCCGUGAAUAAGGAGUUCAUAAACAAAUUUUCGCCAUAGUCGCGCACAUCUCAGCUGAAAAUUAAAAGAAAAAAAGCAUUUUCCACUGAGGGAAAGCCCCACGGUGGGAGUGUGGGAAGAACAGGAGGUUUCCCGGAAGUCUCGAGGACACCUGAGUGCUGGACGAAGUGUGUGCGGAGUGGCUGGUAGGAGGGUGGCGUGUGAUAAGAGGAAUUCGCGUGCAGUAGUGGGGCCAGAAGAGAGUGACAGGCAGGAGAAGAAGCGAACGGAUAAGCCAAUUUUGGUGGAAGAGAGAUUUGGAGCGCGCGGAGUGAGGAGGUGAAAAAAGUCGUGAAGAAAAAAAUCAUCUCUCUGGAAUGCGGCUGCCUCGGUCGAUGUACAAAAGUGUCUUGUACUCCACGACAACCAGAGACCUCACAUCCACACACAAUAAUGCGCUGUAAUGUUCCUCAGUCGCGAGUAUUGAUUAUUUUAUUGUAACGUCUCUGAAUGCGUGGAGCGCAGAGGCUGGCAAGAAAGAGACGUAACGACGAGACGCAAAGAAGAUUGCACGGAGAAACAGGAUAAAAGGGUGGUGGUAGUGUGGAGUUGAACAGGGACGAAAAAGUGCAUCUAAAGGAAGAUCCUCUGUCUCUAAGUCUCAGGAAUAAGAGAAACGGACCCCAGUGGAAUCCCAUGGAAUCACCCCUGGAGGUUCUCUCGAGGGCUGCAGCCACAAUGGUACAAGAGAAGACAUCCGAAGCAAAAUUACCUAAUAAAGAACUUCCAACUACCAAAUGGCGACGUGAGAGACGACGUUUGUCUGAAUAUCAAACACAGAGUGGCUCAACGAUGGUGAAGAAUGGCACAGAAAGCGGUGAGGCGCCGCUUGAUAUGACAAUUACAUCAGGGACAAAGCCACGGAGUCCACCACCUUACAGGGAACCACUUCCUGGAUCCACAUUCGCGCUGUCCUUCGCACGACCGACAGUGAUAACGCAAGCACCAAAGACACAGCUGAGACUUAAUUCCGUCUCAGAUCAUCUUCCAGAAUCCAUUUCAAUGUGCGACACCGUCAUUGAUGAACACUUCCGGAGAUCACUCGGGAAUAACUACAUGGCACUCUUUUCGAAGAAUGGCGACACAAAAGAAGACAUUGCGGAGGAUGCUAUUAGUUUAUCCGUGGAUGAUCAUUUUGCAAAGGCACUCGGGGAUACGUGGCAGAAGAUAAAGGCAACAUCGGAGCCGAGCUCAGGAACAAAGAGGAGGGAUUCAGGGACAAAGAGUGAUGAGGAAUCACACGAAGAGGAUAAAGAGGAGGUUGUGGCGAUGGUUAAGGAGGAGAUAGAGGUGGAAGAGGGUGUAGAUGAUGGGGAUAGUGGCACCACAAGUAGCUCUAGUUGCAAGAAUUCCCAAGUCACAUCGUUCCGGAAAAUGCCCACGAAGCACCCGGUGGACUUUGAGGAGAAAGUCCCAGAAUCUCUGCAACAAGUAGCCUUAGCUGUCCCUCCCAUUGAUGAUAAUUUUGAUCCGGAUGCACCACCAGAGACGGGGGAACAGUACCUGCAGCAGGUGAUCUACGAACGACAGCGCAGAGUCCCAGAAGUUGUGUACAAUCACCGUGAUCGUCCAGCGGAUAGGGAAGAUAUUAAAUGGAUAGCCAUUGAGGGUGAGGGCAUUGAGAGUACAGCCCCAUUGGAGCUCCUGCCCACGAAGGAAUGGUGCGACAUGCAGUGUGAUACCUUUCGAUGCCUCCAGAAGCGCAUCGCAUCAAUUAGAGAGACAAAGAAUCUCCCAAUAAAUCUUCCUCCGAUUCCAAAAGGAAGUUGUUCGAGUGUUUGGUUUCCCUUCUGCAGCAGCAAUCAGCCACAGCUGAAGUUUAUGAUUCAGAUAAGUCAGGCACAGCUGGAGGAUCUUCUGCAUCAUUUUGUGCAGUGGCGGCACGAAGGGAAGGCUGAACUGUCUGGUCCUUGGCUUAUGCAGUGGAUCUACGCAAGCCUGGCGUGUCUCCAUCAGCCACUGGAGCCCAACAUCCACUACUGCUUGCGUCAAGUGGCGAGGAUUUGCAUUGAAGCCAGAAAUUGUCUGGAAUCUGACUGUAUUACUGAAGCUACUCCACUUAAUCUUAUCAUCUCCAUCAUUGCCAAGAUCUUCGGUCAGGGGGAUUUGCUGCAACUCUGACCAAUCGACUUUCCACAAUUCGCAUAGCAACCCAAAUGAGUUUUUUGUGGAGCGUUUGGAUGUUUCCUGACGACGACAAAAUCGAUUUGUUUUUUUUUUCACGGAGUCCCAUCG
Messenger RNA from Lutzomyia longipalpis, 2467 nucleotides. RefSeq lists its product as uncharacterized. Lineage: Eukaryota; Metazoa; Arthropoda; Insecta; Diptera; Psychodidae. The transcript is spliced from 5 exons. The record is from RefSeq and is a predicted model, not a curated record. Gene Ontology annotation, biological process: negative regulation of DNA-templated transcription; spliceosomal snRNP assembly. Bases 869 to 2353 code for a protein of 494 amino acids. Gene Ontology annotation, molecular function: transcription coactivator binding.